ACAAUUAAAACAUGUUCACAAACACACUAUACAUCGGACUAGUGUUAGUAACGGUCGGGUUCGGUACGGGUAGCGCCGGACCCAACAGCGACCCUCACUUCGCGGGUAACCGUUCGGUAAUCGUAGAGAUGAUGGAAUGGAAGCACUCGGAAGUGGCCAAAGAGUGUGAGCUGUUUAUGGGUCCGUACGGUUACGGCGGCGUACAGGUGUCGCCGGUGCACGAGUGUGCCAUACUGGUGAAUCGACCAUGGUGGGAACGGUAUCAGCCGGUUAGUUAUAAGAUUGCCAGCAGGUCGGGCGACGAGGCUCAGUUCGCCGACAUGGUAGCCAGAUGCAAUAAGGCCGGUGUUAGAGUGUACGUGGACAUUGUGCUUAAUCAUAUGACCAUGGCCGAGCAGGGCAAGGGUACGGCUGGCGACGCAUACGACGGCGCCGGCGAACAUUACACAGCCGUGCCGUACGAACCGCAGGACUUUCACGGCAAGGAGUCGUGUCCUAACGCCGACCUCAACAUACAUGACUCGGACAACCCGACUGAGGCUCGCAUGUGUCAAAUGGGAGGCCUACGGGACCUGAACCAAGCCCGGGAUAAUGUCCGCAAACACCAGGCUGACUAUUUAAACAAACUGAUCGACCAUGGUGUGGCCGGGUUCCGGAGCGACGCCAGUCAGCACCAGUGGCCUCAGGACUUGGGGGCAAUCAUCGCCAGUUUGCAUACCCUGAACACAGCCCACGGCUUUCCGGCCAAUAGUCACCCGUUUUUCUACCACGAGUACAUAGAGCACGGGCCCAAUGUUAAGGCCACCGAGUAUACACCACUCGGGCGAGUGAUCGAGUUCAAAAAUUAUGAAAAUCUAGCCAGGGUGUUUCGCGGCCUAAACAACCAGCGUCUGUGCUAUUUGCGUAAUUACGGGGGCGGACCCAAGGGCUGGGGUAUGUUGGAUAAUAAUGACGCCGUGGUGAUGGUGGACAAUCACGAUUUGCAGCGUGGUCACUCGGGCGAUAUAAAUGUUACGGUGACAUUCUUUGAGCCCAAGUUGCUGAAACUGACCACGGCAUUUAUGCUCGCCUGGCCUUACGCUGUACCCCGUAUUAUGAGUAGUUAUUACUGGCCCCGGAAUUUGCAGAGACAAGGCGAUCACUUUAUCGACUCCAACUCUUAUAUCGGUCCCCCACACGACUCAAGCGAUAACAUACUAGACGUGACCCGCAAUCCGGACCUGAGCUGUAAUACAGAUAAAUGGAUUUGUGAGCACCGGUGGCGCCAGAUAUACAACAUGGUUGCCUUCAGGAACAUUGCAGGCGCCGAACCGGUGCAGCACUGGUGGGAGUUUAAUAACCAAAUUGCUUUUAGUCGCGGCUCUAAGGCAUACAUUGCCAUUAAUAAUGACGUUAAGCCCAUUGAUAUGACCGCCGACACCGGUCUGCCCGCCGGCACCUACUGUGACGUGAUAUCUGGCAAUUUAGCAGGCGGCAAAUGCACGGGAAGGCAAGUAGUGGUCGGCGCCGAUGGAAAGGCACAUAUAGUGGUGGACAACAAAUGGGAUGACCCUAUGAUUGCAUUUCAUAUAAUGUCUAAAUUGUAAUUUUUAAUUAAACUGUUGUAAAAUUUACUAUUC
Medioppia subpectinata is the source of this 1619-nucleotide messenger RNA. Lineage: Eukaryota; Metazoa; Arthropoda; Arachnida; Sarcoptiformes; Oppiidae. The record is from the annotation of a GenBank genome assembly.